Molecule: messenger RNA, 1488 nt
Organism: Ochotona curzoniae (black-lipped pika)
Lineage: Eukaryota; Metazoa; Chordata; Mammalia; Lagomorpha; Ochotonidae
Gene: USP18
Product: ubiquitin specific peptidase 18
Exons: 10
Coding region: 190-1275 (361 amino acids)
Biological process (GO): protein deubiquitination
Cellular component (GO): nucleus; cytosol
Molecular function (GO): cysteine-type endopeptidase activity; cysteine-type deubiquitinase activity
Source: RefSeq, a predicted model, not a curated record
CGCUGGACGCUGGACCUUUGAGGCAAAAUCGGGCUGAUUUGAUGAGUUUUCUUCUGGAAAGACGCUAGCAGUACGGCUGCCUGCUGGAUUCCCUUGUGCCCAGCUCACAGGAGCUCUCCCGAGUGUGGAGCCAUCAGCCCUGAAGACCAGGCGGACAGCCUCAGCCUGGGAGUGCUGGAGUGAUCCCUGAUGGGCACAGUGUUUGUGCUCCUGAGGACGAUUUGCCAGUCUGUCCUGACUGAGUCUCUACAGUUCCAAGCAGAGUGUGUGGAGAAGGAGGAGGAGGAGGACAACAUGAAGAGGAAGAAAGACGGGCUAAGAGAACGUCUUGGCGCCUGGGGCUACCAUCAUGGCCUAGUUGGCUUACACAACAUUGGACAGACCUGCUGCCUUAACUCCCUGAUUCAGGUAUUCAUAAUGAAUGUGGAAUUCACCAAGAUAUUGAAGAGGAUAAAAGUUCCAAGAGAAGUGGAAGACCAGAAGAGAAAUGUCCCUUUUCAAUUGCUGUUAUUGCUAGAGAAGAUGCAGGACAGCCGGCAGAAGGCAGUGAGACCCCUGGAGUUCGUCUCCUGCCUCCAGAAGAACAAUGUACCAAUGUUUGUUCAGCAUGAUGCUGUUCAGCUCUACCUCACGAUUUGGAACCUCAUUAAGGCUCAGAUCACGGAUGUGGACUUGGUGCAGCGGCUCCAGGACUUGUAUAAGAUCCAGAUAAAGGAAUGCUUGGUCUGCCUCGACUGCACCACGGAGAGUAGCAGAGACAGUAGCUUGCUGACGCUCCCUCUCAGCCUUUUCGACCUGAACUUAAAGCCGCUGGGAACACUGGAGGACGCCCUGCAGUACUUCUUGCAACCCAAGGAGCUAUCAAGCCAAAGCAAGUGCUUCUGUCAGAACUGUGGGAAGAACACCUACAGGAAACAGGCUUUGAAACUGACCCAUCUGCCCUCAGCUUUGACCAUCCACCUCAUGCGCUUCUCCGCCAGGAAUUCACAGACACAGAAGGUCUGCCACUCCGUCUCUUUCCCCGAGAGCUUGGAUUUCACUCAGGUGCUUCUGAGUGAACAAGACCUCAGCGAUGACGUCAAGGACCAGGUUGGAGGACAGUAUGAACUCUUUGCCGUGAUCGCACACAUGGGAAUGGCAAACUUUGGUCAUUACUGUGCCUAUAUUCGGAACUCUGUGGAUGGAGAAUGGUUCUGCUUCAAUGACUCCAAUGUUUGCAGGGUAUCCUGGGAAGACGUCCAGUGUACCUUUGGAAAUCAUAAUGACCGUUGGUAAGAGGGGUGUGAGGUGAUGGAAACGUUUUGAACUUUACGGGGACGGGGUUCGUGGAACUGGGUGAAACACUGAUGAUGUCCUAGUGACUGUGGAGCCUCGUCUUUCAAAAAUCCGCCUAGAGAUCUUCUUUCAGUGUAGAUACCAGCAGUGCUACAAGAGAGGGAAGUUACAGGGGUGGGGAAAUCUCAGAUCCUAUGGAAUAAAUCUCACAUC